AUGGCAAAAGAGAGUGAGCUCUGCACAGAUGUGGAUGAUUUGGUGAAGCAUUAUUUCUUGCCCGUUGGAUAUUCCCUGGUCUUCAUUGGGGGACUGUUGGGGAACACGACUGCAAUAGUCGUGUAUGUGCUGAAGUUUCACCCAUGGAAGAGCAGCAGCAUCAUUAUGGUCAACCUGUCUGUCAUAGACCUAUUAUUUGCCUUGAGCAUGCCCUAUCUCGUCUAUUACUACAGCAACGGGGACCAGUGGGCACUUGGUGACUUCAUGUGCCGUUUCGCACGCUUUGUUUUUCAUUUUAACCUGUAUGGGAGCAUCAUGUCACUCAUGUGUAUUGCUGUGUUCCAGUACGUGGUGGUGAUGCGUCCCCUGUGGACGCCUUGGGUGCAGCAGAAACAUUGGGGCCUCCUGGCUUCUGCUGUUGUGUGGAUCAGAACUGCAGCGGAGGUCACUCCAAUACUCACUUUGAUUGAUAUGAGAGAGGGAGACAAUCAGACCUAUUGUCUGGACUUUGCCAGCACCACUGAUGUGGAUGCCAUUUGCCUGUACAGUCUGCUCAUCACAGCCUUUGGAUAUGUGCUUCCUCUGCUCGUGGUCUUCAUAUGUUACAUUCGGAUUGUUGUGCAGCUACAUAAAGGGCCUCAAACCAGCAGCACCUCUCAGAUACGGUCUCAGCGAGUUGCCAUUCUCAUCCUGGUGGUGUUUGUGCUGUGUUUUCUGCCCUAUCACAUCCUGCGUGCACUGCGCAUUGAAACACGCAACAUGCCACACCUUUCAUGUACACUGAGAAACACAGUGCAUGCAGCCUACAUCAUCUCCAAGCCUUUGGCUGCAUUCAACACCUUCUUCAACCUGGUUCUGUUCACUCUGUUAGAAGAAGUAUUCAAAAAGGCCUUCGUCAGUGUCUUCUCCUGCCAACGCUGGCUGAGAAAGAGCACCUCUCUGGUGAACCUGGCUUUCAUCAGUCCAGCCUGUCCAGCACUGACGGAGCAGAGGAGUAACAGCUCAACACUUACUGUCCCAUAG
Molecule: messenger RNA, 1023 nt
Organism: Boleophthalmus pectinirostris (great blue-spotted mudskipper)
Lineage: Eukaryota; Metazoa; Chordata; Actinopteri; Gobiiformes; Gobiidae
Product: 2-oxoglutarate receptor 1-like
Exons: 1
Coding region: 1-1023 (340 amino acids)
Biological process (GO): G protein-coupled receptor signaling pathway
Cellular component (GO): plasma membrane
Molecular function (GO): G protein-coupled receptor activity
Source: RefSeq, a predicted model, not a curated record